Hirsutella rhossiliensis is the source of this 591-nucleotide messenger RNA. RefSeq names its product thioesterase superfamily domain-containing protein. Lineage: Eukaryota; Fungi; Ascomycota; Sordariomycetes; Hypocreales; Ophiocordycipitaceae. Gene Ontology annotation, molecular function: fatty acyl-CoA hydrolase activity. The transcript has 8 exons. Bases 1 to 591 code for a protein of 196 amino acids. The record is from RefSeq and is a predicted model, not a curated record.
AUGAUCACCAGGACCACGACACAAGGGAUCAAGCAAUGGGCCCCUGACCGAUUUAUACAUGCCGUGCUGCGAUCCUUCCAGGCCGAGUCUGGUCUUGAACCAAGUUUAUUCGGGCCUCGGUUCCGCGUGACAGCCGUCCAGAUAGGAAUGGUCAAGUUUGAACUGGACAUUGAAAAAGACCAUACCAACAGGUUCCGGACGCUCCAUGGCGGGACUCUGGCCAGCCUAGUGGACUUUGGCGGCUCGCUGGCGAUUGCUUCGACUGGCCGCUUCCACACGGGUGUUUCGACGGACCUCAACAUAUCCUAUCUUGCCCCGGGAGGGAUGCCUGGCGACGUCAUCAAGGGCUCCGCCAUCUGCGACCGCAUUGGAAGAAAGUUGGCAUAUACGACCGUGACAUUCGUCGAUAAGUAUGGAGACAUUGCGGCUAGAGGCAGCCACACCAAGUACCUUCCUACGACAAUGACACGAGACGAUGCAUUUAUGCCGCCUGAAGAGUUUGCCGAGGAUGACUCGGACCCGGCAAUGUCGCCUCACACUCUAAGCAACCCCUACCCGGCAGAGCAUGAAAAAGGUCCUAAACAAUGGUGA